Messenger RNA from Melampsora larici-populina 98AG31, 660 nucleotides. RefSeq lists its product as uncharacterized. The coding region runs from base 1 to 660 and encodes 219 amino acids. Lineage: Eukaryota; Fungi; Basidiomycota; Pucciniomycetes; Pucciniales; Melampsoraceae. The transcript is spliced from 4 exons. The record is from RefSeq and is a predicted model, not a curated record.
AUGCCACCCUCACACCUCUUGGUUUUGAUUUGUGAUCUCAUGAAGAAAUUUCCAACUCACCAUGCUACUAUCCCAUUCUCAUUGCCUACAGAAGCUACCCCAUUCAGAGGGGGCCUUCCUAAUCUUGAAGAUGAUGAUGAAAACAACCAAAUCCCAGUGUUUCAAACCAGUAAGUCUUCAAUUCACGUUGCCAGCCAGCCUCCAUCUGGUCAAAUCCCUCCAUCUAGUCAAAUCAGUACUACUUCAAAUCUGAAGAUCAAGAUUAAAGUGUCUCGUGUACCUGAUCUUGAACCUGUUGUAACCAAAACUGAAUAUGAUCUAUGUGAUGAACCACUUCAUGAGGAAGAAGUUGUGGAAAGAAUGGAUCAAGGCAACACAGUAAUGGCACAACAAACAAUUGAGUCUGGAGAAGUUGAAGAUCAAGUGGAAGAGCAAGUGGAGACCAUUACACCCAAACCCAAGGGAAGAAAGAAUCCAUGUAAUCAACCUUUAAAUCCCGUUGCUGCUGAAGCCAAGAGGAAGGCUGCCGCAGAUAAACGCAAGGCUACAGCUGAUGAACGCAAGGCCGCUGCGGCGGAGAAACACACUUCUGUGAAGAGGAAAAAGAUAGACUCUCAAACUAUUUAUUUACUUUUAAGUUUCUUGACUCUCCUUAAAUGA